CAGCUCUUAGUAAGCGAGUAGAACUCUGGCCGCCGUUCACGAACCAAUAUGCGAAUUUGUGUCCUGGAACAUCAGAUGUGCCACCAGCUAAGGGUUGUAGAACACAAGCUCUCCAGAACGCGAAUGCACUGAGCACAACACCAGAGCGCAUUGUAGGGCAGAAGGGCGCAUAUUGGGACACAGCCUUAGUCAGCCAGGCAGACAGCGUGUGGACGCGGCUACAAUGUCACUGGAGCGAUGUCAGAGUGAAUGGAGCGAAAUAGACCGAGAAUAUCAGCAGCUGCAGGAGACUCACAAAGUGUACCGACAGAAGCUGGACGAGCUCACUAACCUCCAGGCUCUGUGCAGCACCGCCAUCUGCAAACAGAGGAAAGGGCUGAAGGAGCUCCGACACACGCUCCAUAACAGGUGUGCAAAAACAUGUGACGAAACAGACUCUGCAGUUAUAAAUGACCUGCAGGCACAGAUUAAAGAGAAGCAGAAUGUUUUCUUUGAUAUGGAAGCCUAUUUGCCAAAGAAGAAUGGGUUGUACUUAAAUCUGGUCCUUGGAAAUGUGAAUGUUACGCUACUUAGUAAUCAAGCAAAGUUUGCAUAUAAAGACGAGUAUGAAAAGUUCAAACUUUAUAUGACAAUAAUCCUGAUGCUUGGUGCCAUAACCUGCCUGUUUCUGCUCAACUACCGUGUUACUGAUGAAAUCUUCAAUUUUUUACUGGUGUGGUACUACUGCACACUGACUAUACGGGAGAGCAUACUGAUGAGUAACGGCUCCAGGAUUAAAGGCUGGUGGGUUUCACAUCAUUAUGUGUCAACGUUCCUGUCAGGUGUCAUGCUCACAUGGCCUGAAGGGCCGAUAUAUCAGCUGUUUAGGAGUCAGUUUCUGGCCUUUUCCAUCUACCAGAGUUUUGUGCAGUUUUUGCAGUAUUAUUAUCAGAGUGGCUGUCUGUACCGGCUCCGUGCUCUGGGGGAGAGGAACCAGCUGGACUUGACUGUGGAGGGUUUCCAGUCGUGGAUGUGGAGAGGUUUAACCUUCCUGCUUCCAUUUCUCUUCUUUGGACAUAUGCUGUGUUGUGUACAGUUCUGGCAGCUGUAUAACUCAGUGACGCUGUUCCGACUGGCUGCGCGCGACGACUGCAAGGAGUGGCAGGUGUUCAUGCUGGCGCUGACGUUUCUGGUGCUGUUCCUGGGGAACUUCCUGACCACGCUGAAGGUGGUUCAUCAGAAGGUGCAGAAGAACCAGACAAACGAGGAGGAGGAGCAUAAAAGCGAGUGAUUCUCCAGCUAAGACCACUGUGAGGCACUGUGGAGCUCAGCGGAGUCACACCUGUAAACACUACAGAGACUGCAGCCCCGAGGGUCUGAGAGCAGCUCACGGACCCUCUCACCUUUCCCUCUUUAUUUUUCGGCUCUGUUGUCUUUGCUGUUACGAGGUUUUAACAGUAAUUUUGGGGCUAGAACACUGCACACCUCAGCGUUUUAGACACUGUAGCUUAAAUACGCAAACAAACUCAGGUUUGUUUUGGGUCAGUGCAUGAAUGUUUACAUAGAAUCACAGGUACACUUUAUUUAGCAUUUUUCUGGGAGGCCCUCAGUGAGAGGUCUAAUGGAUGUGUGUGUGUGUGUGUGAGAGAGUGUAUGUGUGUGCAUAUGCACGUGAGAUUCUGCUGCUGAUGCUGUAUAGUGAUGAUGAUGAUGAUGAUGAUGAUGAAUAAAAGCUCAGUGAUACUGACCAUCCCCAGA
This is a messenger RNA of Pygocentrus nattereri (red-bellied piranha), 1737 nucleotides long. RefSeq names its product transmembrane protein 120B (gene tmem120b). Gene Ontology annotation, biological process: fat cell differentiation. The record is from RefSeq and is a predicted model, not a curated record. Gene Ontology annotation, cellular component: membrane. NCBI's taxonomy places the organism in Eukaryota, Metazoa, Chordata, Actinopteri, Characiformes, Serrasalmidae. The transcript has 12 exons. Bases 224 to 1270 code for a protein of 348 amino acids.